Messenger RNA from Diaporthe batatas, 7462 nucleotides. RefSeq lists its product as uncharacterized. Gene Ontology annotation, molecular function: phosphorelay sensor kinase activity; protein binding. Gene Ontology annotation, biological process: phosphorelay signal transduction system; phosphorylation. The record is from RefSeq and is a predicted model, not a curated record. The coding region runs from base 604 to 6690 and encodes 2028 amino acids. NCBI's taxonomy places the organism in Eukaryota, Fungi, Ascomycota, Sordariomycetes, Diaporthales, Diaporthaceae. The transcript is spliced from 2 exons.
CGACCACACCCCCAAACCACCCGCACUGGCUGCUUGCCCGUCCUGUUCAGUCAGGUCGACCCUGGACGUGCUCCCCGUCUCCCAGCUGCAAUUGCUUGCUUGCUUGCUUGCUGUCCGUCUGUAUUGCAAGGUCCGGCCUGCCUGCCUGCCUGCCUGCCUGCCUGCCUGCCUUUUACUCGUUUGUUGGUCAUCGUUCGUUCGUACCGCUCUGCCUCUGCGAAACCGACAAAGCCAGUCUCGGAAUUCCACUUUUGCUGCCGCCGUCAGCUGCCUCAGACUUGAUUUGCCUGUAGCCUCUGCUUUUGCAUUGGCCUCGCCCCGCCCUGGCUUUGCAUCACCUUGCCUUCUGUCCUGCACUGACUGGUUUCCAAACCCGUUUGGAAUUCUACUCCCACGGUAUCCUCGCGACCUCCUGCUGCCAGUUUUGCCAGGUGCAAAUCCCAUCGUGCGCGCCCCUCGGCCCCCCCUUUCCGCCUCGUCGCAACGACUUCUACGUGUAUGCUGUAGAGCAACUACGACCACCCAAUUGCGACGACUAGACUGGCGCGCCCACCACCUCAGACUUUCCCCGACACCAUUCCAAUGGAACAGCUCCUAUGAGGCAUGCCAAGGUCGAAUCCAAGCGCUGAGGACCGGGACAACCAGUUCGACAGGCGCUCAUCCAAAUCUCUGCUGGCACCUUCGUCCGAGCCGCACGAGAACCAGCCUGGACACUCAGAUGCGUCGCCGACGUCGCAAGGAAAUGAGCGAGCCGUGAUGUCGGAUCGCCCCAAAGCCGCAGGAGAGGGCAAGCAGCCUCUGCAAGACCCGAGGAUCUUGGCCUUCAGCCGGAGUGCUUCAGGCCAAGCUGGUGGCAGCGGGAAGUCGGGCGGAGGACCUGCGUCCCACAACCGGGAGCAGUCGAGCAGCAGCAACCUCGAGACUGCACGUGGCGGUGGUGAUGAUGGGGCAAACCCGCCAGAGCCCAGCUCCCCCAGGUCCGCCAAGGACUCUGCCAGCCAGCUCAGCCAGUAUCGCGAGAAGCUGACCAGGGAGAUUCAGCGGCAAGGUCUAGGCGCAAAGCCCGUCCAAGCUCUGGCUCAACCACAACACAUGGUGUCGCCUAUACCCGAGGACAGCGCUGCCGGCCCCGCCGCUGCGACAAACACACCCAGCCCGAUGGUGUCGUCCGGGCCUUCUACCGCGUCAACUAAUGCCUCGACAGAAUCUAACCAGACAGUCAGAGGAGGUGUCACUCCUGGCUUCGUGGCCAAGACCCCGUCGUACCCAUUCCCCCGGAUGGCCAGCAAUCCAGGAUAUGUUCCUUCAUCUUUGCACAGGCCUUUCACGACGCUGUCGCCGACCGGGCAAGCGUACGACUUGUCUUCCAUGUCCGCGGUGGGAACGCCCAACCACGGGGCUGCCCGCCCGUAUGAUAGGAUCUUGUCUAACCCUUCGACGCCUGCUUCUACGAUAACAUUCCAGCCUGCUGGUGCCAUCCACCCAGGCGACGAUCCGGACUUUCCCACCCCAAAUCUUUAUGAGUUGUCAUUGAUGUUGUCGGCUGAGCCGGGGUUGGAGGCCUGGUGGAAGACUGUCGUGCAUAUCAUGACAGUCUGCUUCAAAGCUGAGAGGCUGACAUUGUCUGUACCGGCUGACUCAACUGACCUGGAAAACGUUCCCUGGGGCCAGAAAGCAACCUACAACGCACGGCCAGAAGAUAGCCUGAGCAUGGAGUACAUGGCAAGGGGCAGUAGUCUUGUGCCCAGCAGCAUGGGCGACAUAUCUGAGGUUCUAUCACCAGCAGAGGAUGACACCUUACGCUUGCAGUCUCCAACACGUCCCCACAUCCAUACUCGCCAUUCUUUCACGGCAUAUGAAGAGGAAAAACAAAAGGACAGCGCAUCUGCUAAACCCCGGCCCUUAUUCAAGCGACCAGCUGUGUUAGCCAGGAGCAAGAGCACGUAUCCUGAGACUCCAAUACCGCACAUGGGAUUGAACCAACAAGCCUUAGAAGAGCACAAUGCAGAGGCGCCCGAAGUUGCCGGUGGAUGGGAUGCACCGGCACCGGAGAGGGAGAUACAAGGGAGGGUUUUUGAACUGCUACAAGCUCUGGACUACGAGGCGGAUCCGCUGAUCGACCAUCAUGGUGUGACCAAAGUCCUAGAACGAGGGCGCGUCAUUGCUCUAACGCGAAGUUAUCCAUACCUUGAGGACGUGUCCCAGACCAAAGCCCCAGACAACAAAGCAGCCAGCCGCACUCACUCGCCGGAAGGACUCAGAAAGAAGAGCAGGUGGAUUCGGCACGACUCCUCCACGAAGCUAUCGAACAUCCUCAGCUCAGCCCAUCCUAUGAGUCGUCAUCCUAACGAAAGGAGGGCCACGCAAAACAUUGACAAGAUGAUCUCUGAAGGGGAGCCCAGACGACCGCCUACCCCGAAAUAUGAGGAGUAUGAGCAAGCACCCCCUUCUCCCUGGUCGCAAUCGCCGGCUCCCUCGCCUGCAAUCCGUGCCGAGCCAAAGGACAAUCCUUUCUUCACCGAAGCUAUUGUCGAUGAAUCAUCUUUCGAUCCCACUCAGACGACCCCAGACUACACCGCAAUAGGCCCACAGGAGGCUAUCGGGGUAGACAAUGCUUGGACUGUUCUGCACAUCCCCCUGAGACACCCACUGCUCUCAAAGCCAUCGAGUGGGUUCAAACUGGACACCACGCUUAUGGAGCAGAGGUCGUCGCGUCGCGGGAAGGAGAACGCUCCAGACAGUGAGAAACACAUUGACCCUGACACGUUCCGGAGAGAAAAGCAAACGCCCGUGGCCAUUCUGUCCAUCCUCAGCCCCACGAUACCUUAUCCGUCCAAUCUUCGCUAUUCGUUGGAGCAUCUCUCACCUCAUCUGGCAACAUCAUUUGCGCUAUGCCGCCAUUACAGCAACUUGGAGGCUGAGGUCAGCAGGAUGCAUCACCGAAGGCCAAGAGUCUCUGGGUUCGGCGCCGUGGAUGCCGAGGGCCGACCGAUCACUGACCCAGCGAUCAUUAACUACGCGGCCCCUGAAGAGGCAGGGGACAAUUCUUUGGCCGGAAGCAUGACAAGUCCGAGUGAGUACUCUACGCAAUCACGAAGCGUAACGGGCACUCCUGGUGGCACACCAGGCUGGGAGUCCGCUGGCUUUGGGACCGUGAUGGACAAGCGACCUGCGGUAUCGAGCCCCGCUCCUGCGGGUGGUGACAGCUACUUCACAACCAAAUCCAAAGCGAACAACAAGCCUGAAUUUUCGUCUUCUAUACAGCACCGGGUCAGACGCAAUUCCAGGAGCAGCACUACCUCAGAGAAGCGGUCCUCCCUUCGCUUAUCCGGUGGAAUCCCCAUGGAAUCUGGGCAUCUCAACCUCGACAUCAACGAGGACGAUCAGCCUGCGGAAUCUGCAAUCAAGGCACCAGAUGACCCCACCCAAGUAGCCCCCACGAAGAAGGUAACAGGCAAGGAAGCAUCAUCAGAAAGCAAAGAGGACAAGCAAGCCGAGACCAAGGGAGCUAGGGCGACGUUCCAAACCCCUCACCGCCAUGUCAAGCUCCAUUCUUACGGAGGGGACUUUGCCACGACCUUCCAAUCACUGCCGCCAGGCUCGACCGUUCCCACGAGGGGCACUCCAUCUCGAGCCGAUACCAUGCCCACAAACACCUCCGAAAUGGCUUUGCCUACUGACAAGUUGAAGGACCUCAUCUUGGAUUCUAUACCAGCGCAACUCUUUGUGACUCUACCAAGGACUGGCGAGAUUGUCUGGGUGAACAGCCGGUACCUCGCAUACCGUGGUCAAUCUCUUGCAGAGCUCCAUGCGGAUCCUCAUGCAAGCUUUCACCCAGACGAUCGAGAGACCUAUCUCAAAGCGUGGGGUCGCGCAGUCAAGACGAGCACGGACUUCCAAAUGAACGUGCGGAUCCGCCGCUUCGAUGGGGCUUUUCGAUGUUUCUCGGCAAGGGUCGUCGCCUGCAAGAAUAAGCGGAACGAAAUCGUAUAUCACCUGGGCUCCUACACGGACAUCCAUGAACAGACCAUGGCAGAGCUCAAGGUUGUCAGGCAGCAGGAGAUUGAGGCAUCUGAAGCCAAAUACAGAUUCCUUGCAAAUUUGAUCCCGCAAAUCAUCUUCACCGCCACUGAGGAUGAGGGCAUAACCUUUGCCAACGAGCAGUGGCUUGCUUAUACUGGGCAGAGCGAGGACGACGCUCUAGGCUUAGGAUUUAUGGACUACGUGCACCCUGAGGAUUUGGCCAAAUGUCGGAUACCUUCGGGCCAGAACUCGACGACGACGCCCCUCGGUCGGGCGAAGAAGAGCAGAAAGACCCAAGAAGGGCACAAUGCCAAUAAACCGACCGACCUUGCGACCCCGAAGAACACCCCCCUUGCUGAGAGCAACAUACGAGGUGUGCAUCACCCGCUUUCUCGACAGAAUAGCUCGAGUAGUGACUCGGUCUAUGAACUUCCAUCUGCAAAUUUGACAGAGUUGGCCAGGGACGGCGUUGUCAAGGUGGGAAGGGAUAGCAACGGCAGAUUAUCAUACUCUACCGAGAUCCGGCUUCGCUCAAAGACCGGUGAAUAUCGCUGGCACCUGGUACGCUGUGUCGAAAUUGACAACAUUGGGAUCGGAAGCAGCUCCUACUUUGGUUCGGCAACAGACAUCAAUGACCAUAAGUUGCUCGAGGCGAAGCUGAAGGAGGCCAUGGAAUCGAAGAGCCGUUUCCUGAGCAACAUGUCACACGAAAUCAGAACGCCACUGAUCGGGAUAUCGGGAAUGGUCAGCUUCCUUCAAGACACCACUCUGAACGAGGAGCAGCGAGAUUACACGAACACGAUUCAAACCAGCGCAAACAGUUUGCUGAUGAUCAUAAACGACAUCCUCGAUCUUUCAAAGGUGGACGCCGGCAUGAUGAAGCUCAACCACGAGUGGUUCCAUACACGUGCUCUAAUAGAAGACGUGAAUGAGUUGGUCUCAGCCAUGGCUAUUGCUAGGAGGCUGGAGCUGAACUACAUAGUCGAGGAGGAUGUUCCCGUGUGGGUUAAAGGCGACAGAGUGAGGAUUAGACAAGUGCUUCUCAAUGUGAUCGGCAACGCAAUCAAGUUCACCGACACCGGCGAGGUGUUCAGCCGAUGCAGGGUCAGGACCGAUGCAUCAGGGCUUGGUGAACACCAGGUAAUGCUUGAGUUCGCAGUGAUUGACACUGGAAGAGGCUUCACUGAGGACGAGUCGAAACUCAUCUUCAAACCGUUCAGCCAGAUCGAUGGCAGCAGCACAAGAGCCCAUGGCGGCAGCGGCCUUGGACUCGUCAUCUCACGACAGCUUGUGGAACUCCACGGCGGAAAGAUGGACGGCACAGCUGUGCCGGGACGGGGCGCGACCUUCACAUUCACGGCUAAGUUCAGCCUGCCGACCGCAGACGACCACCCGGAUGUACCAGCGAACCCAGAGCUGCCCAAGACUCCUGCCGUUCUCGAGGAAAUUCCGACUCAGCCAUUUCGCCAAUUCACCAUCACAAAGCACCGUUCCUCUUCAGCUGCCAGCCCGAGCCAUGCUGAGCAGGAAUCCUCCCCUGCGGUUGUAUCUAGCGGAAGCUCAAACCCGUCCGUGACAUCCACUGGCACACGUGUCACAGGAAGAUCGUCAAUAUCGUCUGUGAAUGUCGGCUUAGCCAGGUUCAGCGAGGCCGCCAGGGCCAGUGGGCAGGAUCUCACCCAGAUGAAGUUGGAGAUGCCCUCAGGGCGAACUUCACCUGGACAAACGCCAACUGCUGAGAACGCGGGAAAGGUUGUGACCGCGAAGGAGUUCCGGCCGCCGAUGUUCUCGAUCCUGGUGAUCUGCCCUCAGAAGUACAGCCGCGAAGCUACAACGCAGCAUAUCGAGAUGACCUUGCCGAAGGACGUGCCUCAUCAGAUCACGGCACUUGCGAGUGCUCGAGAAGCUAAGCAAUUGAUCAGUCGCGAUGACCCGGUCAUCUUCACACACAUACUCAUCAAUCUCGCCUCAUCCGAAGAGGUCUUAGCCUUAAUAAGUGAGAUCAGUAGCUCGACUUUGUUAACGAAGACAAAGGUGGUUCUGCUAUCUGAUUCCAUCCAGCGACAAGCUCUGACCAAGCUCGUCGAGGACAGUAAUCUCGCGGACGUGGUUUCUGACAACCGAGUCACCUACGUUUACAAGCCAGUGAAACCAUCGCGCUUGGCUGUCGUGUUUGAUCCAGCCAAGGAGGGGGACUUGAGCGUGGACCGUAAUCGGUCUACUGCUCAGCAGAUAGUCGAGACGCAGAAGAAGAGCUACCAGGAAGUCGAGAAGCGAAUGGGCAACAAGGGCUACAAAGUACUACUUGUCGAGGACAACCCCGUGAACCAAAAGGUCCUCAAGAAGUAUCUGAUCAAGGUUGGGUUGGAGGUGGAACUGGCUGCAGAUGGCGAGGAGUGCACGAACAAGGUAUUCAGCCAUGACCAUGGCUUCUAUUCCUUGAUACUGUGCGAUCUUCAUAUGCCCCGAAAGGAUGGCUACCAGGCGUGUCGUGAGAUCAGAGUCUGGGAAGCCAAGAAUAAGCAUGGCCACAUGCCCAUCAUUGCACUCUCUGCGAACGUCAUGUCCGACGUACAGGAGAAGUGUGUCGAAGCAGGCUUCAGUGACUAUGUCACGAAACCGGUUGACUUCAUCGACUUGUCAACAGCCUUGUCGAAAUUCUUUUGAGCCUGAAACUUGAGCGAGAAGCCAGACACUAUCGAACGUGGCAGAUGCGACAACAAAGACACAGUAAACGAAUAGAUGUCGCUUGCAUACUACUGGCGUUACCAUUGAGGUAGUUCUAUCUACCAGACAGCAUCAUACGCUUGUGGCCAAGGAGUUCACUCAGCGAGCCAGCAUAUUUGAUUUCAUCUCCUUUCUGUAUAAAAUCCCCUGAUACCAAUUCACACCAAAUUCCAUUUUCUCGUCUCCGAUUUACCAACCUGAUACCAGGCGAGCAGACGUCGUCGAAGCUGGGAGAGACGCGUGGCUCAUGGGGCGCACAAGCAGCAUGGACAAACCGGGGGGAUAGUUAUCGGCAGUCAACGGCAAAUUUGUUUCUAAACUUUUAUCAUGCACGUUUUGCGGGGCCUUAGAGGGCGUGUUGCGAGAUUGGGGGUCAACUUCUUUCAUGGGUUGCCACAAUGUCUUGUCCGGCGAGGUUUUCAGGUUGGCCUGCAUCGUUCUUCAUACUGCUGCUGGCACUACUAGCGCGAGGCAUCAGGGACAGUUCUCACGCCACCAGCCGUCGACGGCAGGCAUAAUUAUUAGUUCUCGCCUUCUCCGGGCUCGAGACUGGGCCAUCCUGCGCUUUCCCCAGCGCUUGUUGAUUCUUCAAGGAGUCCUCGAUGGGAAAUCAUUUCGGAGUUACAGGGGUUUGGUUGGGGUAUGGGACUGAAGAAGGGUUGGAAGUUUCGGGCGUGAAAGGGGGCGGUCUUGUUUUUUUCGGCGAUGCGGA